AUGGCACUCCAAGGCCCGGACUGGAUGCAAAACCUGCAAAGCCCGCCAUGUGAAAUUUGCAUUCUUGCAGGUAAAAUAUGUGGCGGUUAUGCAGACAACCCGAAACCCUGGAUAUUUGACCCUUGGAGCGACCGUGCCGAUCGUCGUUGCGAGAAUCAUGCUCCGACUGCUUUCUGCGGAGAACCUAUAUCCAUUGUGCGGCUCUCCGACGACGUGUUGACUUCGCCCUACAAGACACGCGAAGCUCGAGCUGCUUUGGAAUUCUGGCUACGGCUGACCACUCCAGCGGGUACCGACUGUCCGGCCGAUGUAAUUCGAAACACUCUCGGGUCUUAUAUUCCACAAGCGGCGUGGAAUCUGGAUAUUGUAAGGCACAGUUUACUCUCUGCUGCAUCCACAGCCCUAGUUCUGGAAGCUCGAGCUGCGAACAUGAGCCAGGAGCUCCAGUCAACAUUGUCGAAACAGUCCGUCAUUCAGAUGCAUAUGGCCAUACAAGCCAUCCUCAAAGAGAGACAACCGGCGUUAUCCACCGUACUGGCCGCGUUGCUGAUCGCCAUCGUAUGUGCCUGGACCGGACGCUGGGAGGAAUUCAAUCGACACAUCUAUUACUGUCGUGACCUAGGGCGUGACGUACGUAUGAAGGGCGAAUACGUGGAGGGAGACCUCUUGACUUCUAUCGAAACCAUGCACCUUGUUCUACAACCGUUCCCACCAAUGUCGGCCACGACGAGGAAAGCUCGAAUGGUAUAUGCAAUCUCGGUCGUUACCUCGGCCAAGGCCUGGAUCGAUGGGCUCCUGGCCAAGCUUGAGCAGCUCUCUGCAUAUGAGGCACUGAAGGUUGCAUUACGGGCCUACCGCAUGAGAAUGAAGUGGACGUUGUGGCGGUGGCAGAAGUUUUACUGUCCGGGCACAGAGAAAGCCAACCCGGUCAGCGUCGCAGGAUCGCCGUUUGGUCCAGCAGUAGCGCACAUGGAGCAGUAUCUACAAGACGACUCCGACUUCAAUUUGUCCUUGUUCACGACACAGGUAACGCUCGGCUUCAAGUUGACGCUGCUUUAUGGUGCCAGUGGGGAUGCUCAGAGAAUGCGGGAUACGGCCACCGCUUGCCACGCUCCAGUGCUGACGCUGGCUUCAACUCGCCCAUGA
Fonsecaea erecta is the source of this 1146-nucleotide messenger RNA. RefSeq lists its product as hypothetical. Bases 1 to 1146 code for a protein of 381 amino acids. NCBI's taxonomy places the organism in Eukaryota, Fungi, Ascomycota, Eurotiomycetes, Chaetothyriales, Herpotrichiellaceae. The transcript has 2 exons. The record is from RefSeq and is a predicted model, not a curated record.